Messenger RNA from Zalophus californianus (California sea lion), 5917 nucleotides. RefSeq names its product opioid binding protein/cell adhesion molecule like (gene OPCML). Gene Ontology annotation, cellular component: neuron projection. The transcript is spliced from 7 exons. Lineage: Eukaryota; Metazoa; Chordata; Mammalia; Carnivora; Otariidae. The record is from RefSeq and is a predicted model, not a curated record. The coding region runs from base 662 to 1699 and encodes 345 amino acids.
GCCACCAGUCGCCGCCCGGGCUGCGGUGGAGGACGCCCACGGCACCGACGGAUCCUCGGGCUGCGACGGCCGCGUCCCCGCGCUGGAACUUUUUGCCGCCUUUGGGUUCCAGAUUCGAGACUCCGGCUGGUCUAUAAAUACAUCUGUACAUGUGUGUGAGCUAAUAAAACAUUUUCUCCUCUCCUUGAAGCAGCAGCCUUUUAGGACAUCUCCUUUAUUUCAGAGACACUUGCCUUGCUUCUUUGGGUUAUAAACUUUUGAUGCCAGACCUCUGCAGAACGUGCCCAACUGAAUCUUAAAGUAGCAUCUUGAAGAGAGAGGCAGAGAAAGAGCAAUCUGUGACCUUCAUCCCUGCACCUUCCUCCUUCCUCUCCCUUCCCGGCUGCCUCCCUCCUCCCCAGGGGAGCGUCAAGAAAGCUCUUUUUGGAUGCAGGAGGGGGCAUCAGGUUCUGCUAGGCUGGAAAGCUGAGGCAGGAUUUGAGGAAGAAUCAUUAGACUCCGGAGACCCUGGACUCGUUUCUCCUCCUUACCCCUCUUUGCUUCUGGCUUGCUCCAUCCCUUUCCCGUCUCCCCACACUACAACCCGCGACCCGCUGGUGUGCGGGGCGGGGGACAAGGACCGCGCCGCUGCCGGAGUUCUGGGAAGUUGUGGCUGUCGAGGAUGGGGGUCUGUGGGUACCUGUUCCUGCCCUGGAAGUGCCUCGUGGUCGUGUCUCUCAGGCUGCUGUUCCUUGUACCCACAGGAGUGCCCGUGCGCAGCGGAGAUGCCACCUUCCCCAAAGCUAUGGACAACGUGACGGUCCGGCAGGGGGAGAGCGCCACCCUCAGGUGUACCAUAGAUGACCGAGUCACCCGUGUGGCCUGGCUAAACCGCAGCACCAUCCUCUAUGCUGGGAAUGACAAAUGGUCCAUAGACCCUCGUGUGAUCAUCCUGGUCAACACACCAACCCAGUACAGCAUCAUGAUCCAGAAUGUGGAUGUAUAUGAUGAGGGCCCAUACACGUGCUCUGUGCAGACAGACAACCACCCUAAAACUUCCCGGGUCCACCUCAUAGUGCAAGUUCCUCCCCAGAUCAUGAAUAUCUCCUCAGACAUCACUGUGAAUGAGGGAAGCAGUGUGACCCUGCUGUGUCUUGCUAUUGGCAGACCAGAGCCAACUGUGACAUGGAGACACCUGUCAGUCAAGGAAGGCCAGGGCUUUGUGAGUGAGGAUGAAUACCUGGAAAUCUCUGACAUCAAACGUGACCAGUCUGGGGAAUAUGAAUGCAGCGCCUUGAAUGAUGUGGCUGCACCUGAUGUGCGGAAAGUAAAAAUCACUGUAAACUACCCUCCCUAUAUCUCAAAAGCCAAGAACACUGGUGCGUCUGUUGGUCAGAAGGGUAUCUUGAGCUGUGAAGCUUCUGCAGUGCCUAUGGCUGAAUUUCAGUGGUUCAAGGAAGAUACCAGGCUAGCCACUGGCCUGGGCGGCGUGAGGAUUGAGAACAAAGGCCACAUAUCCACUCUGACUUUCUUCAAUGUUUCAGAAAAGGAUUAUGGGAACUAUACUUGUGUGGCCACAAAUAAGCUUGGGAACACCAACGCCAGCAUCACACUGUAUGGGCCUGGAGCAGUCAUUGAUGGUGUAAACUCGGCUUCUAGAGCACUGGCUUGUCUCUGGCUAUCAGGGACCCUCUUUGCCCACUUCUUCAUCAAGUUUUGAUAAGAAAUCAUAGGUCCUCUGAGCAACGCCUGCUUCUCCAUAUCACAGACUUUAAUCUACACUGCGGAGGGCAAACCAGUUUGGGCUUUUUGUUUGUUUGUUUCUGUUGUUCUUCUUGAUUUUUUGGGGGGGGCGUUGAUUUAUUUGAUUUUUUUUUCUCCAGUUUGAAUGAGUGGGGUUGGGAGGAGGGGUGGGCAAGGUUCUACCAUGUGUAGGGUAAUCAUUCACUGGCGUGUCCGAAAAUGGAAUCUGUCCCUGCUACCUUGGCCUUUCCCUUUCCUCUGCUCCUCUCCUCAUCAUCCUCACUACCAGCCUCCCUUCCCCCCACACACCAAACCAUAAGCUCCAUUUGGGCAAAAACGUGCCUCAUGAUAAACACCCUGAAGACACAACUUGACUUAUAAUGUAGUGCACAGCAAGAGUUAUAUCCAAGUGUCCUAUUAUCUGUGUCUUUUAAGCUUUGGGCCAUUUUCCUUAUUAUAAUGUACAUAUCGCUCCCUCCAUGCUUAUUAUUAUCUAAUUACACUCGGGUUCACAUCCUUUCUUUUUGGGAAGGUAUCUCAAUAUACCCAUAUCCAUCUAUCUAUAUAUAUAUAUAUUUUUUUUUUUUCUUGUCUCCUUCUCUAGCCACUCUGCCCUAUUAGCCUUCUCCAUCAGCUAUAGGGAUUAAAGGUUUGGGGCUAUGCACACAACCCAAAAGUAAAAGUUUAGAAGUCACUUGACCAAAAAAGGGGGAAACACUUUGAGGAUAGUACUCUUUAAAACAUGUUGUCUAACUCAUUAAAAAAAAAAAAAAUGAUCCAUAGAUGGCUGAUUAUUUAGGGUUUAUCAAGCUAUUGAAGCAAUCAUACGGUUAUCCAUCUACUCAAUUAUUUGAUUUAUCUCUCCCUCCAAUUAUCUACCCACCCAUCUUCCUCUGUAGCAAUCUAUUUACUCCGUUUAUCAAUCUAUCAAUGUAAUUAUCUAACACUUCUUUCUAUUUCUUUCCCUAAUACUCACUAUCAAUUCAUCACCAUAUUAAUUUCUAAUCAUAUCAUGUCUAUUUCAUUGUAUUCAUUUCUACUCUACCUUCAGCAGACAUUGGCAUCUUCAAAAAUACCUAUCAACUUUCUUAUGAAAGCCAGUGGUCUCACAGGCUAACAACAUAGAAAAGCAAUAUGUCAAGGACUCUUUGGAAUGUGGUAUCCUAUCCAUCCAAAGUAGUUAACAGAUGGACCAAAGUAGCAAUCUAAGGAUCAGUCACUCACUAUUCCCAGAAGAGACUGUGUUUCCAAAAGCAUCUUCUUGGGAAGCAUAUCAGCCCUGGAAAAGCCUUGAUCAGUACUGUGGGUUUUUUUUCCCUUUCACACCUGAAGGACCAAGGUGGCAAGCUUCCUGUUUCUCUCAACCUUUCAAGAGAGUGUAUGUCGGGAACCCAUGGGACUUACUCCAUGGCUGGCUUUUCUUAAUAGCAAGAACAUAGAGAAAAAACACAUUUCUGUCCCUGUAGUGUGAAGAGAGCCGUCCACCUGUCUGAGUGCAAUGACUUCAGCUAUUGUCUCCUCCCUGUUCCAGUUUUCGUGUAAUCUGUUUGAAAACUAUCCAGUAAAAAGCUGAUGGAAGCCAAUUACAUGGCGGGUGUGUUGACAACUCUGGUAUUUGUUUCAGGAAGCUCUUCUGAGCUGAGGGCACUUGAGCAACUGACUUAAUUUCCAAGCACUUGAUUAACACAACACUGCAAACAGGAGGGGAACGUGUAAAUGACACACAAUUUCCUCUGAUAUAGGCUGCUUCUCCAGUGGCUCUGGGGAAGAAUGUCCUCAGUGUUCCAUGUUCAAAUCAGAUCCAGCAGACAAAUAAGAGCUGACUGGACUUUUUUGCAUCAUCUCCUGGGGCAAGAAGGACUCAGACAGGAAGGGUGCCUAUAAUCCGAAAGAAUGGCAUUGAAAACCAUGCAAAGUUGUGCCCCUCGUUACCUGUACCACAGGGACUGACCUACUGAGAGGAUGAGAAAAAGCAUCAAUGGUGACUGUCUCACAGACCUGCCCUGCCUCAGUUGGAAAACUUUCAGGUCCACAGUCUAAAUAAAUAUGAGCUUUAUAGAGCUCCAUUCUCUUAAUGCUUAAUUGACCUUCUUCCUCCAAUAUAAAUGGCUUCUUUGUUCUGUCCAUAAUGGCACAUGAACAUGACAUACACAGAGGGGGGGAAUAUAUUCUUAGAUACAUAUACAUGCAUAAAUAGAUAAACAAAUUCAAAGGUAGGCAGUCUUGGCAUACAAAAAACUAGACACUUUCAUAAAAGUUGGAGCUGGUAUGAGUGGAAUUAAUAUUACAUUUGCCAGCUGUAAACAGACAUCUGCAUUUCCUAGUGAGCUGCCAGGAGCCAGAUUCUGGAACAUAAAUGACAUGCCAAAAGCAGUGUAUUGAUUCCAAGUUCCAGGGACAAUCAGGAGCAGACAAAGUCAGAGUUAAAGGUCGGACAUCAAUGUUUCAGAUCUGUCAUCACGUUCAGCACCUGGAGUCGGGUUGGUGUCAGACAUUGUUAUGGGAAUUAAAUGUGUCAUUUGAGUGUUCUACUAAUAAUAAAUGUGUUACUUUGGAGUAAAAUAAAUGUGGAGAUUCUGGGGAGUGGAUGGUCUUGGAGAACACAGCGCUUGAAAUGGACAAGCUACCCAUGUUCUUCAUGCCAAGACUUCUUCUAGAGGAAGGGACCCAUCCUUCUUUGACCAGGAAGAUCACCAGAACUUGUUGAAUACAAUAAUAAGGCUGGGUCUCAGUGUAAUUAUGGAACUCUGUGCUGCCUUCUUCCACUGGAUAUCAGGAAACAUUUCUGGUGAUUGCCUAUUCCAGCCAUGUUUCAGAGGGAAAAAAAUCCUACAGUCAAUCCUCAUCUGUCUGGGAUCAAGAAAACCAAGUAAAUAAGACCCAAGGAAACUGGGCACUAGGAAAGAAAAUGGCUCUUCAUCGCUUUAGACAUACUCCAGCUUCUGUGUUGUUUGGGUUACUUUUGUGGGAAUGGCUCCAUAGAAGAGUAGCCAUUACCCAACAUUUGAAGCACAUAGAACAUUAAAUGCUUACUAAAGACAAUAUCCACACUCACAUAUGCUUUUUCAAUUUCCCAUGGAGGGUAGAUGGAUAAAGCCUGCUGGAUAGAUUUUUUUUUCAAGGUGCCAAUGGUAAGGGAUAGGGGCUGGGUCUAUAAAGAAGAUAAGCAAAACUCUGAACAACCUAUGACUCUUCAUAGGCUUUCCACAUGGGAAGGAAACCACCUAAGGCUUAUCAGGAGAUCAGGUGAGAGAAAUGCAACAAUGUAGUUAUUCUGAAACCUUCCCCCUUCCCAAAACACAAUUAAUAUGUAUUUCCACCAAAGUAAUGCCAAUGAAAAUGCUAGUGUUAAGGCUCUGGCCAAGCUUGUUUUUUGGUAGUUUAAUGUCAAGUGCCUGAUACAGUCAUCUGCAAGUCUAAGCAAGUGUGUUUAGUUUUUCUCAUUCUUGUUUUAAUGGGGAGAGGAGAUGUAGAGGUGAGCGGUGGUCAAAACACGCACAUAUGUUAUGCAGAAGGCAUUGUAUAUGUCUGUUCUGCUGCAAUUGUGCUGGGUGGAACAGAAGGAAAGUAAGGCUUUGUAUCAAAAAGAGGCCCUAGUCUUUGUCCCCUGAAACCUGUGCCUCGUACUAGUUGAUACAUUCCACAGGUUGGGCAGUUCCUUCUCAAAACCUGGGUGGGAAGUAUGCUUUGGGACUCCAGAAACUUCACAGCUGAGGAUAAAUGUAAGGUCCUGUUUCUGCAUGGAUCCAGUCAACUUGCUCUCAACAUGGAGGUGCUAGCAUGUUCUACUUAUGUUGGAAGGACUCUUUUGUGAAAAGAGCAGAGAACCUCAAAGUGAGCAGUCAAUCUCAAAGAAAGCUUAUCACUGCCAUUGCAUCAGGAGUGGCCGUAAAUGGAAAGCUCUAGUUGUGGUUGGUGCUUCUAGUGCCAGAGGGAAUUAUUUUCUCCUCUGUAGUUGUGUAUGGAUGUCAUAAGCCCCAUCAGUAGAAGGAGGGGAGUAAUGGCUGAAGUUGAAGUGGGAUAUGGGUGUGGGGUCAUCUUUUCCAAUUUGAUCCUUAGUCCUCACCUGGAACCAACCCACCUCCCCUCCCCAUCUACCCCCUCAAAAUUUUUUUAAUUUUUAUUUUUUUAAGAUUUUAUUUAUUUAUUUGACAGAGAGACAGCGAGAGCAGGAACACAAGUAGGGGGAGUGGGA